AUGAGCAUGAAAGAGUCAGGCAGGAGAAUCCACGACGAGAGGCAAUUGACGGUAUGGAGAGGGAAUCUUAAUUUUGAGAAAAAAGAGUUGAUGAAUGCAUGGCAAAUUGUAUCUCUUUGUAUGGGAGUCGAACCUAGCUUUCCGGCGAAAAUCGACGAAGCGAAUUGCAUUCGCAAAAAAUCUGCAGCUUUGGUCAUCAGCCUCAGUAAAAAGCGAAGUCAAGAAAAAUCAUACGAAGUCAGAGCCUUCCCUUGGCAUCAAAUGGGAGCGAACGGCCUCCCCCCUCUCUCGACCAAUGGCCUCCUGCCUCUCUCGAUGGAUGGCCUCCCCUUGGCGAAUGGCCUCCUCUUUCGACAGAUGGCCUCUCGGCAAAUGGCCUCUCCCUCUCUCGACGGAUGGCCUUCUCCCUCUCUCGACGGACGGCCUCUCGGCGAAUGGCCUUCUCCCUCUCUCGACGGACGACCUCUCUGUGAAUGGUCUCCUCCCUCUCUCGACGGACGGUUUCCCCUCUCGGCGAGUGGCCUCCUCCCUCUCUUGAUGGACAGCCUGCUCCCUCUCUCAACGGACGACCUCCUCCCUCCCUUGGCGAACAGCUUCCUCCCUCCCUCAAUGAAUGGUUCUCAUACUUCCCUUGAUGAACGGCCUCCCCCCUCCCUCAACUUGAAGAACAGUCUUCCCCUUCUCUCAGUGAACGGCCCUCCUCUCUAUUUCCUGACCCAAGUUGAGCUCAAGCAAUCAAUGACUAUUAUAUGA
Molecule: messenger RNA, 753 nt
Organism: Laccaria bicolor S238N-H82
Lineage: Eukaryota; Fungi; Basidiomycota; Agaricomycetes; Agaricales; Hydnangiaceae
Exons: 6
Coding region: 1-753 (250 amino acids)
Source: RefSeq, a predicted model, not a curated record